CAGAAAUGGCUGAAGAUGGCAGUGAUGAAACUAUGUUUAUUUGGUGUGAAGACUGUGGUCAGUACCAUGAUUCAGAAUGUCCAGAGUUGGGUCCAGUGGUAAUGGUCAAAGACUCUUUUGUAUUGAGCAGGGCAAGGUCAUCUCUUCCUUCUAACUUGGAGAUCAAACAAUUAGGAGAUGGAACUGAAGGAGUAUUUGCAAUAACUCAGCUAGUCAAGCGAACACAGUUUGGUCCAUUUGAAUCCAGGAGAGUUGCCAAAUGGGAGAAGGAAUCUGCUUUCCCACUGAAGGUCUUCCAGAAGGAUGGGCACUCGGUUUGUUUUGACACAUCCAACGAGGAUGACUGCAACUGGAUGAUGAUGGUGAGGCCAGCAGUAGAAUAUGAACAUCAGAACUUGACUGCCUUUCAACAUGACAAUGACAUUUACUUCACUACCUCCCGGGACAUUCCUCCAGGCACUGAAUUGCGAGUGUGGUAUGCAGCUUUUUAUGCCAAAAAAAUGGAGAAGCCAGUGUUGAAGCAGGCCUCUCAAGGUGUCAACUCUGCCAGCACUGCAGAAAGCAGUGUUCCUGUUGAUUCAGAGUCCAGUCAGUGGACAUGUAAAGUAUGUUCUACUACCUUCCAAGAACCACAGCUACUGACUGAACAUGUUUUGAGUCACCUGGAACAAGUCAAAGGCAUGCCUCCAAACAGCCAAAAUGAAAUAUCUCCAGAUAAAGAAAUAGAGGUACUUCCUAAGGACCCACCUGUUGUUUCUGAAAGUGGUAGUGCCAACAGAGAACCAAAGAAAAAGCCCCGAAGAGGUAAAAAAUCCAAAACUACAAAAGGUGAACAACCUCUUGUCAUCAUUGAAGAGAAGGAACCAGCAGAUCAAGUGGCUGAAAUUAUAACGGAAAUCCCACCUGAUGAAGACCUUAACGCAACUACAGAUGAGCGGAUUAUGGAACUUGUUUUAGGAAAGCUGCCGCCCAGCACCACAAAAGAUAACAGUGAAAGUAAAGUCCCAAAGUUUACUCAUCAUCAGAAUACUAUGUCCCUUAAGAGGAGUUUAAUUCUUUCAAGCAGGCAUGGUAUACGAAGGAAACUGAUCAAACAGCUUGGGGAACAUAAACGGGUGUAUCAGUGCAAUAUUUGUAGUAAAAUUUUUCAGAACAGCAGCAAUCUCAGUAGACAUAUCCGUUCUCAUGGUGAUAAGCUGUUUAAAUGUGAAGAAUGUGCAAAACUGUUUAGCCGAAAAGAAAGCCUAAAACAGCAUGUUUCAUAUAAACACAGCAGAAAUGAGAUUGAUAGUGAAUACAGAUAUAGGUGUGGAACAUGUGAGAAGUCCUUUCGGAUAGAGAGCGCACUGGAAUUUCACAACUGCAGAACAGAUGAGAAGACAUUCCAAUGUGAGAUGUGUUUCAGAUUCUUUUCUACCAAUAGUAACCUCUCCAAACAUAAAAAGAAACAUGGUGAUAAAAAAUUUGCUUGUGAGGUAUGCAAUAAAAUGUUCUAUCGAAAGGAUGUUAUGCUGGAUCACCAAAGGAGACACUUGGAAGGAGUCAGACGUGUAAAGAGAGAAGAGUUUGAAACCAGUGGAGAGAGUGUGGUGCGAUAUAAGAAGGAGCCCUCAGGAUGUCCUGUAUGUGGAAAGGUAUUUUCAUGUAGAAGUAAUAUGAAUAAACAUCUCUUGACCCAUGGAGAUAAAAAGUACACCUGUGAGAUCUGUGGACGCAAAUUCUUCCGGGUAGAUGUACUUAGAGAUCAUAUUCAUGUUCAUUUUAAGGACAUUGCAUUAAUGGAUGACCACCAGAGGGAAGAAUUCAUUGGUAAAAUUGGUAUUUCAUCAGAAGAAAAUGACAACUCUGAUGAAAGUGCAGACUCAGAACCUCACAAGUAUAGCUGCAAAAGGUGCCAGCUAACAUUUGGUAGAGGAAAAGAGUACCUCAAGCACAUCAUGGAGGUGCACAAGGAGAAAGGCUAUGGCUGUAGUAUCUGCAACAGACGGUUUGCCCUUAAAGCAACUUAUCAUGCCCACAUGGUUAUUCACCGGGAGAAUCUGCCUGACCCCAAUGUACAGAAGUACAUUCAUCCAUGUGAAAUUUGUGGAAGGAUCUUUAAUAGCAUAGGAAACUUGGAACGACAUAAGCUUAUACACACAGGUGUAAAAAGUCAUGCAUGUGAGCAGUGUGGUAAAUCCUUUGCCAGAAAAGAUAUGCUUAAAGAACAUAUGAGAGUGCACGAUAACAUCAGGGAAUACUUAUGUGCAGAGUGUGGAAAAGGCAUGAAAACAAAACAUGCUCUUCGUCAUCACAUGAAACUCCAUAAAGGUAUCAAGGAAUACGAAUGCAAGGAGUGCCAUAGGAAAUUUGCUCAAAAGGUCAACAUGUUGAAGCAUUACAAAAGACAUACAGGGAUUAAAGAUUUCAUGUGUGAAUUGUGUGGAAAGACUUUUAGUGAAAGAAAUACAAUGGAGACCCAUAAACUUAUUCACACAGUGGGAAAACAGUGGACCUGCUCUGUGUGUGACAAAAAGUAUGUCACAGAGUAUAUGCUUCAAAAACACAUUCAGCUAACUCAUGACAAAGUAGAAGCUCAGAGUUGUCAGCUAUGUGGAACAAAAGUUUCAACCAGGGCUUCAAUGAGUCGGCACAUGAGGCGCAAGCACCCAGAGGUCCUCUCAGUUAGGAUUGAUGAUUUGGAUCACCUCCCAGAAACAACCACCAUUGAUGCCUCUUCAAUUGGUAUAGUUCAGCCUGAACUAGCUUUGGAACAGGGAGAAUUACCAGAAGGGAAACAUAUAAAAGUUGCCAAACGAAGUCACAAACGAAAACAAAAACCAGAUGAAGAGGAAGAAGCACUGGUAUCUGAGGAUCCCACAUUCAGUGAAUACACAGAAAAAGAAACUGAAUUCACAGGAAAUGUGGGAGAUGAAACAAAUUCUGCUGUACAAAGCAUUCAGCAGGUGGUGGUGACCCUUGGUGAUCCAAAUGUCACAACGCCGUCUAGUUCAGUUGGUUUGACCAACAUUACAGUUACUCCCAUCACCACUGCAGCUGGGACCCAGUUUACAAAUCUUCAGCCCGUGGCUGUUGGUCAUCUUACAACCCCAGAACGCCAAUUACAGCUUGACAACUCUAUUCUGACAGUGACAUUUGACACUGUCAGUGGGUCAGCCAUGUUGCACAACCGCCAAAAUGACAUUCAGCUUCAUUCCCAACCAGAAGCCUCUAAUCCACAGUCUGUUGCCCAUUUUAUCAAUCUCACCACCCUUGUCAAUUCCAUUACUCCUCUGGGGAACCAGCUAAGUGAACAGCAUCCUCUAACCUGGAGGGCCGUGCCUCAGACUGAUGUCCUCCAGCCCCAGCAGCAACAAGGACAGCCACCAACAGGACAGUCACAAGUUCAGACGGAGCAACAACAGCAGAUGUACAGUUAUUAA
Gracilinanus agilis (Agile Gracile Mouse Opossum) is the source of this 3422-nucleotide messenger RNA. RefSeq names its product PR/SET domain 15 (gene PRDM15). Bases 6 to 3422 code for a protein of 1138 amino acids. The transcript has 24 exons. Gene Ontology annotation, molecular function: DNA-binding transcription factor activity; RNA polymerase II cis-regulatory region sequence-specific DNA binding; histone deacetylase binding. Gene Ontology annotation, biological process: regulation of transcription by RNA polymerase II; cell fate commitment. Lineage: Eukaryota; Metazoa; Chordata; Mammalia; Didelphimorphia; Didelphidae. Gene Ontology annotation, cellular component: nucleus; cytoplasm. The record is from RefSeq and is a predicted model, not a curated record.